AAGACUGGACCUCUCUUCCAAUCCAGACAAAAGGAAGGGCAUCGGGCGCGCGCUGACUCGAGCAUCUGAGCACCUUGGAGACGCCACUGGUUCUGAUACGACGCGCAAGAACGCACCGGCACACCGACGCACACGCCCUCCCCCCGACCCACCUGAAAGCUCCAGGUCGGUUAAUUGUCCUGUCUGAACGCCGAGGAGAGGCACCGAGAGCCCCGGACCAGCCGCAGCCAGAACACCGUGUUCCCAUGAUGUCAUACCUGUGGAUUCUGCUGUUAGGAAGCCUGCUGGCCGCGAGCGCCAAGGCACAAGACGACGUCGAUCCAACAGAGGAGGCCCACGACGCCGAGGCCACAGAGGAACCGACCGCUGAGGCAGACACAGGUCCAGAAGAGGAAGAACCCACUGAAGGCGAUACGGAGCACACAUCUGAGGAAGAAGAACCGACCGAGGCUGAGCCUGAGCCUGAGCCUGAACCCACUGAUGAUCCUGAACCAGCUGCUGAUGCUGAGCCCACUGAUGAACCAGCUGCUGAUGCUGAGCCCACUGAUGAACCAGCUGCUGAUGCUGAGCCCACUGAUGACACUGAAGCUGCGGAGGAAGAUCCAACACCCGCUGCAGAAGAGCCGGACACAGCAGCUCCUGAAGAUAAAGAGGAGGAGGCAGUGACUACCGAAGCUCCAGAUGCAGAGGAGGACAAAGCCGCAGCAACAGAAGAGCCUGCAGCUGCAGCUGAUCCUGAGGCUGAAGAGCCAACAGAGAAAGACGAUGAAGACACCACAACAACCAAAAACACCACUCCUGCUCCUAAGAAGGUGGAACCAGCAGUAGAUCCAGAAGAGGAAGACAGCAAGGAAGAACCGACAGGUCCAGUCAUCGCUGUUCCAACAAUUAAACCAGAUGUUGCUGUGCCUAAGGUGAAUGCAGAUCUGGGAUUCAAUUUGGAAGAUGCUCUGGACGACAAAGAGACGUCAGGGAAGAGCCGCAGUCUGCAGCCUGGGCCACAAGCUGCCGGUGCCACAGGAGACGCAGACAAACCUGAAGCCCAAGAGGGCGGCUCCAGCUCUUUAGCAGGUAUCCUGUGUGCCAUCGUUGUUGCUGUGGUGGGAGCAGCUGCCGGCUACAUCGCCUACCAGAAGAAGAAACUGUGCUUCAAAAACAGACAGGAAGCAGAUCCAGAAGCUGCACGCAAAGCCGACGCAGCGGAGGCCCAGUCGGAUCCCCAGGUCCUUAGCAACCUGCUAAACUCCUCCUAGACCAGCGACCAUCACAUGAACGCCUGGAACACCACCGGCAAGCAGAGCGGCAAUCUCACUGUUGGGCUCUAUUGUGUUUGGAGUUAAAUUACUGUGAGGCCCCUCAGUAGGGCUGUGUUUGUGCGUGUCUGUCUGUUUUUAAUGUGUGUCUGAAUGAGUGAAUGCUUGUGUGUGUGUUUGGGGGGAAAGGAAAGAAUAGUAGGUAGAAAUAUGUGAACCUUAGGGAUUUUAUGAUUGAUAAAAAUAGGAAUUUAUGAAAAGAAUUGGUCAACUUUCUACUUUAAACCAAAUCCUAAUGUUUCUUUUUUAAUAGGGAAAAUAAAGAGAUUGAAUCUCAAAUUUAGAAUGACCAUAAGAUGGCUAAAUUAUAGAAAUACUUUUUUGUAUGGCUAAUAUAGAGCUUUAGUAAUUAAAUGUGAAUAUAAGCAGUGAUAGAUCCUUUGUAAUGAAUAUUUAAAGCUCCUGUGAGGAAAUUCUGCUUUGUCUUGGUUUGGCGCCCUCCUGUGGACAAAGUGGUACCGCUUUUAUUUUGUCCUUUACAUGUGAAAAUAGUCCUGCUUUGUCUUAACAAACAUAUCACUUAGAGUGAUUAUAAGGCUGUUUCCUCAUCAUGCUAAUGAUAGAUUCACUCGGCGCCUACCCUGUGGCAGCAAUAACAGAGAUUUAAAUAAUCACAUAGAAAAGGCAAUGUAUGGCUUUUAUAUCUAAAUUUGGGAUAUUA
Cheilinus undulatus (humphead wrasse) is the source of this 1974-nucleotide messenger RNA. RefSeq names its product cytochrome c1. Bases 246 to 1253 code for a protein of 335 amino acids. NCBI's taxonomy places the organism in Eukaryota, Metazoa, Chordata, Actinopteri, Labriformes, Labridae. The record is from RefSeq and is a predicted model, not a curated record. The transcript has 12 exons. Gene Ontology annotation, biological process: T cell extravasation; positive regulation of neutrophil extravasation; homotypic cell-cell adhesion.